This is a messenger RNA of Talaromyces marneffei, 4629 nucleotides long. RefSeq lists its product as uncharacterized. The transcript has a single exon. Gene Ontology annotation, biological process: transmembrane transport. Gene Ontology annotation, molecular function: ABC-type peptide transporter activity; ATP binding; ATP hydrolysis activity. The record is from RefSeq and is a predicted model, not a curated record. Bases 1 to 4629 code for a protein of 1542 amino acids. Gene Ontology annotation, cellular component: fungal-type vacuole membrane; fungal-type vacuole. NCBI's taxonomy places the organism in Eukaryota, Fungi, Ascomycota, Eurotiomycetes, Eurotiales, Trichocomaceae.
AUGAGUUUUAUAUGCCCAUAUCCAAUUUGGAUCGAUGGUCACGUCUCAGACUGUGUGGUCAACAACUAUAUCGGCAAGAUUGUCCCCCUCGUGACAUGUAUCGUCUCGAUCGCCAUAUACAGCUUUAAGCAGGUAUAUCCUUUUAUGUCACAGACAACUCUGCGUAACCAAAUCGCACUUGAUCAACAAACCUCUCAUACGGAUUACUUUACGACGAUUUCGCCUACGAUUAGUCAAUUGGAAAUCGCCGCAAUCAUCGCUGAUAUAACCAUCAAUGUCUUCCUCCUGGUUGGCAGUCAAGAUACCGCAGACCAUCUAGCAAUUUUUAUUUCCGCACUAUCUUCCGCAUACAUUUUGUUCCUUGCUCUAGUGCGAAAAACACUCCAUGGCAGCAGUACCAGCCAUGACUUACACCGACAUUCAAUAGUGCUUUGCGCAAUUCAGUUGGCUUCCCUGGUUAUACUUAACCAUGCAAUUAUUAUUCAGAGGACAGUACUAUUUGUCACGAUUGCAAACCUCUUGCGUCUUCUGGUAUUUGCCGUGCUUUGUUUGUGUCACUGGAGUGCUCCAAGGUCACCAGUAUCAAGACAGGUCAAGGGUGCUGAUACGUUUCCUUCGGAUGUAAGCAAAGAAGACACAGCAAGCAUAAUCUCUCGUCUUACUUUUUCGUGGCUCAACGGCCUAGUGUGGAAGUCAUUUCGCGCCACACUGGAGGUCUCAGACCUGUAUCAACUUUCUCAAAACCAAAAAUCUAAUAUGGUCAUCUCCACUUUUCAAGCUACAACUCCAGCCACUUCGCCUCUUUUACGGAGGAUUUACCGAAUCGUCAAAUAUGAUAUGCUACGACAAGGCGCUUGGGCAGCUUUGAAUAGUCUCUUUGUUCUCCUACCACCUGUCUUAAUUAGAGCCAUUCUGCAACAUCUUGAAUAUCCCGAAACCAUCCUUAAGAGCACAGGUUGGCUCUGUGCUGUUGGUAUUCUCAUUGCGGGUGCUGUUUCUAGCAUUGCCGGUAGUCGAUGUGAUUGGAUGGGCAAUCGAAUGACCGCUAAGCUACGAGCUAUAUUGAUAAACGAAAUUUACGAAAAGUCGCUACGCAAAAGGAUGACGCCGCACGCUUUAUCUGAAAAUGGGGAGUCCACAGCCGAAUCCCACGCUACGGACGGUAAUAUCCUCAACCUCAUGUCAGUAGACGUCGAACACGUGAGUGGGAUGAGCGGAAGUUUGUAUCUGAUUUGGGUGGUAUUUCCUGUUCAGACAAGUCUGGGAACAUGGCUACUCUACAAGAUCCUUGGUAUAAGCGGCGUUCUAGGAGUUUUGUGUAUGGUAUGCCUACUGCCACUCAACUUCAUCAUAUCUCAGCGCGUGAUGAAAGUGCAGGCAAAGCUACUAAAGGCAAGCGACUCACGAAUCCAGAGCGGCAAUGAAAUUCUGAAUAAUAUUCACACAGUAAAGUACUCAGCCUGGGAAUCUCAUUUUAGAGAACGCUUGAUGCAAAAGCGCAAACUAGAAGUUGACGAGCUGCGCUCCCGAUUCAUAUGGUGGUCGAUUAAUGCAACUACGUUUCAUUCUCUGCCGCUUAUCGUCACGAUUAUAACGUGUUUCUUUUAUGCUGUUGUAUGGGAUAGUCCGCUUAAAACUUCUAUUGCAUUUCCUGCUCUGGCUAUUUUCAGUAUCAUUCGGAUCCCGCUAGACAGAAUGGCCGCGUCAAUUACAUUUUUGCUUCAAGCGCAUGUCUCCUUGGGUCGAAUUGACAAAUUUUUGCAAGAACAAGAAAGGAGGAAAGACCUUCAAAUCUCAAAGUCUGAUCAGUUCGGUUAUUUUGGUUUCGACAAUGCUACACUUUCUUGGCCAACGAAAGUAUCAGUAUCCGCAGCGGAAGCAAAUGGUGAAGCCAGAAGAGACCUUGAUAUUCCAUUAGACGACGUCUCAUCUAGCAGCAGCAGACCGUUUCGGUUGGAAAGAAUGAGCGUUCAGUUUAAGGCAGAGUCACUGAAUAUAGUUUGUGGCCCCAGUGGAUCUGGGAAGUCCUCCCUACUGCUUGCACUCCUCGGAGAAAUGGACCUCUUAAACGGACAGAUCUUUCUACCACAAACCUCAUACGACAGUGUGGACAAUCCAUCGAUUGGCUUUACGGAGGCCAUAGCGUAUUGUCCACAGGAGCCAUGGAUCAUGAACGAAAGCAUACGCUCAAACAUCAUUUUCAACAUGCCAUUCGACAGUCAGCGUUAUGCAGCAGUACUUGAUGCAGUUGCGCUUUUCCCCGAUAUUGCUGCGUUAGAUAAAGGCGAUCAGACUCUUUGCGGGGAGAAUGGAGUGCGGUUGUCCGGUGGUCAGAAGCAACGUGUUGCCUUAGGACGUGCACUUUACAGCAGAUGUAGAUACACCCUUCUUGACGAUUGCCUCAGUGCGGUAGAUUCUCAUACGGCAAGCCAUAUAUUCUCCCGUGCUGUAAAGGGCCCUUUGAUGAAAGGUCGCACUUGUGUAAUGGCUACACACAAUACACAUCUGACCAUACCAUGCAGUGACUACGUUGUAAUGCUAGACAGCGGUCAUGUAGUGGGUCAAGGCUCUCCAGAAGAACUCGUCCAAUCCGGACUUUUGGAAGCUGAUAUAUUUGAAAGAAAACCGGAAAGCCCGAUAUCAACUCUUAUUAUCACGGAUAGCAGCAAUUCGGCAGUCAUUAAUUACGCUUCAAGGAAUUCACUAGAUACAGAUUCGCUGGAUGGAAUAUCAUUGUCAACAAUAACAUCAAAUGAGAAAGGUACUUACAAAGAGACGAAGGCGGAGGGCGCAGUUUCACCAUAUGUUCUUCGAAGGUAUUUGACUGUCAUGGGCAACAGAUCUUUCUUGGUCAUUGUAUUAGGCCUGUUUGCAUUACAGCAGAUUGCCUCACUGGGGACAACUCUGUGGAUCAAGGAAUGGGCCUUACAAUCUGAUCUGGCACAGGAUCUAAGGGGAGAAACACCGGCAGAAACAAACGGGGAAGGAGAAAACUCUAAUGAGAUCGUAAAGGUCAAUCCUUGGUUUUACAUAACCGUAUAUACCGGUCUCUGCGGUUUAUACGCAUUGAUUACGAUCAUACGAGAUCUCAUAACUUUCCACGGCUCGCUCAAAGCAUCAUCCUCCAUAUUCGAAAAUCUACUAGACUCGGUACUCCAUGCAAAGCUCCAAUUCUUCGACAGUGUACCCUCGGGACAAAUCACUAAUCGCUUUUCGAAAGAUGUCGAGGCGAUGGACCAAGUUAUACCGGGAUUCGCGAUCAGCGCUUUACAGCUGGUCGCAACAAUAGCAAUGGUAGUGGUGUUUAUAUCGAUCGUGCUCCCAGCUUUCCUUGUUGUCGCAGCAUUUAUUUGCGUGGCGUACUACUUCGUCUUGGCCGUUUAUAUCAACGGAGCACGAGACCUCAAGCGAAUUGAGGCUGUUCAAAGGUCUCCGUUAUUCCAACAAUUUGGCGAAACAUUGUCCGGCUACAUUAGUAUUAGAGCAUAUCAUCAAACACCAAUAUUCACCGCACAACAUCGGAAGUUCAUUGACAGGCUCAAUCAGCCAUAUUUACUUCAAUGUGCCGGUAAAGAGUGGCUCACUUUCAGAGUAACGGUUCUGGGUUCUUUGAUUUCGUUUUCAACAGCGGCUUUUAUUCUCUGGAGUCCUAGAUCAAUCGAUUUCGGCAGUGCAGGCUUAGUGCUUACCUAUUCUACGACAUUUACGGAGAACAUCAUGUGGCUUGUUCAGGUAUACGCCUUCAUACAACAAAACUUGAACUCAGUGGACCGAAUACUGGAGUAUAGCAAAGUUGAGCAAGAGCACUACAAGCCAAGGUCAACAGCCAUCUACGACAUGCCAACAGAUUGGCCAGCACAAGGCGGAAUACGGUUCAUAGAUUAUACGACCAGAUAUGCAUCGGACCUGAACCCUGCAUUGAGCCAGAUCAGUUUUGAGGCGCGGCCAGGACAACGCAUCGGCAUUGUAGGCCGGACAGGUGCCGGGAAAAGCACUUUGACGUUGGCAUUAUUACGAUGUCUCGAAGCGGAAAGUGGUCGUGUAGAGAUUGAUGGCGUUGAUAUUAGUACUUUACCGCUUGAAAAGCUCCGCCAGGCUAUUGCUAUUGUACCCCAGAACCCGGAGCUUUUUGAUGGCACGAUUCGUGACAAUCUUGAUCCCUUACAGCGCUACACAGACAAUGAGGUGAUAUCGGUGCUUCACCAAGUACAUCUUUUCGAACAGAUCAAUACAAUGAAUACGGGGCCGACGGUGAGCUGUUUGGACCAUGCAGCAGAUGUUCUAUCGCUCGGUCAACGUCAGCUCUUAUGCAUCGCGCGUGCCCUACUGCGUCGCGCGCGAAUCCUCGUCCUUGACGAAGCAACGGCUUCUAUCGACCAUGCUACUGACGCUGCAAUACAGGCAAGCCUCGAAGCAAGCGUGUUGAACAAAACUACUGUCUUGACCGUUGCCCAUAGACUACGAACUAUCGCUGCCUAUGAUCAUAUUGUGGUCUUGGACUCUGGACGAAUUGUUGAGCAGGGUUCUGUACAGACGCUGCUCGCUGGGGAUUCUGGAAGUUCCAUCUUUCGUCAGAUGUGUGAAGAGUCUGGUGAUUUAGAAGUAGUAAAACAUUCUGCAUUUAGAUAA